CUUCUCUCCUUUCCUUCGCUCCCAACAAUGUCAUCAUCACAGCGCGCCGUCUCUGGGAGCUCAAAACGAGCGGCUGCAGAUGUAGAGGGGGAGGCCUCGUCAUCAAGACCAAAGGUGGGAGGUGAGCAAGAUGCCCUGGCAAGGGCUGGCCAGGACGAUGAGGGCAUGGGCGAGUUCGAGGACCAGUAUGAGGAUGAGCUCGAGAGCGAGUCCGGUGACGAUGGCGAGGCAGCCGAGCCGGGCAUGGAGAUUGAUGGUGUACCUGUAGAUGGAGAGAUUCAACGACCAGACGAAGACGAGGAUGAAGCGCAAGAAGACGAGGCGCAAGUCUAUCUUCCAGGCGACAAGCUAGAGGAAGGUCAGACACUCGAGCCAGAUCAAUCCGCCUACGAGAUGUUGCACCGCCUCAACGUCACUUGGCCCUGCCUUUCCUUCGACCACUUGCGCGAUCACCUCGGAUCAAAUCGUGCCAAAUUCCCGCACACGGCCUACCUGGUCGCCGGCACCCAGGCGGAUGUUGCCAAGAACAACGAGCUUAUGGUCAUGAAGGCUAGUGGGAUGCACAAGACCAACAAGGACGGAGCCACAUCGGACGAUGAAGACGACUCGGACGACGAUGAAGACAACCUAGAUGACGAUGCCAUUCUCGAGUAUCGCUCCAUCCCAGUCCUCGGCGGCAUCAAUCGCGUGCGCGCCGCCCCCACUUCAACACCCACGUCAGACCUGGAACCCUGCCUUGAUCCAUACCCCGUGGCCGCAUGGUCCGAACUUGGCAAGGUCCACAUCUACGAUGUUCGUCCCCUCUUCAACGCUCUCGACCAGCCUGGUGCUCAAAUCGACAAGCGCAAGGCACACACGCCCAUGUACACCGUCGAGGCGCACAGAGGCGUCGAAGGCUACGCCAUGGACUGGGCAGGCAUGGCAGGGCCCUCAGGGACAUCUAGCGGUGGCAAGGCCUCGAGUCUUCGCCUCCUCACCGGCGACAUCCAUUCGAACAUCUAUCUCACCACGUCAAACAACAGCGGCUUCGUCACCAACCCUACGCCCUUUACCUCUCACACUUCCUCGGUAGAGGACAUUCAGUGGUCACCAAACGAGACAACCGUCUUCGCCUCGUGCUCAGCAGACUGCUCCGUUCGCGUUUGGGAUGUGCGUGUCAAGUCUCGCAAGUCGGUCUUGACAUUGGAGAAGGCGCACCCGCAGGAUGUAAAUGUUAUUAGCUGGAAUAGGAGCACGGACUACCUGCUCGUCUCAGGUGGCGACGAAGGUGGGCUCAAUGUGUGGGAUCUGCGAAAUUUCAAGGGUCAGACAGGCAGCUCAGCGAGCAAGCCAUCAGCAGUCGCCUCCUUCCAGUGGCACACGGCGCCCAUCUCCUCCGUCGAAUGGCAUCCCACCGAGGAGUCCGUCUUCGCCGCCUCAGGGCGAGACGACCAGGUCUCUCUCUGGGACCUGGCGGUGGAGCACGACGAUGAUGAGGCUGGUGGAGCAGGAGCGGAGCGCUACGGACCGGAUGGGAGGGAAGUGCCCAGUCAGCUCUUGUUCUGCCAUCAGGGUCAGAACGAUAUCAAGGAGGUGCAUUGGCACCCGCAGAUUCCUGGCGUGCUAAGCACUACGGCGUUGAGUGGGUUCAACAUCUUUAGGACCAUCUCCGUUUAGGGCGUGCGUGAGCGCCAUUGUACUUCGUAAUAGCCAUUGCCUGUCUAUCAUGUUUUGA
This is a messenger RNA of Jaminaea rosea, 1714 nucleotides long. RefSeq names its product WD40 repeat-like protein. The coding region runs from base 28 to 1656 and encodes 542 amino acids. The record is from RefSeq and is a predicted model, not a curated record. Lineage: Eukaryota; Fungi; Basidiomycota; Exobasidiomycetes; Microstromatales. Gene Ontology annotation, molecular function: protein binding. The transcript has 2 exons.